Camelus dromedarius (Arabian camel) is the source of this 1336-nucleotide messenger RNA. RefSeq names its product interleukin 13 (gene IL13). Gene Ontology annotation, molecular function: cytokine receptor binding. The transcript is spliced from 4 exons. Gene Ontology annotation, biological process: immune response. The record is from RefSeq and is a predicted model, not a curated record. Lineage: Eukaryota; Metazoa; Chordata; Mammalia; Artiodactyla; Camelidae. Bases 50 to 460 code for a protein of 136 amino acids. Gene Ontology annotation, cellular component: extracellular region.
CCAGCCUACACAUCUGCUCCUCGCUCCUCGUGUACUGGCUCCAGGCUCCAUGGCGCUCUGGAUGACCGUGGUCAUUGCUUUCACCUGCAUUGGCGGCCUCGCCUCCCCGGUCCCUACGCCUUCCCCUAAAGCCCUCAAGGAGCUCAUUGAAGAACUGGUCAACAUUACCCAGAACCAGAAGGCACCCCUGUGCAACGGCAGCAUGGUAUGGAGCAUCAACCUGACGACCAGCAUGUACUGUGCAGCCCGGGAAUCCCUGAUCAACAUCACCAACUGCAGUGUCAUCCAGAGGACCCAGAGGAUGCUGAAUGCCCUCUGUCCUCACAAGCUCUCAGCCAAGGUUUCCAGCGAACACGUCCGAGACACCAAAAUCGAAGUGACCCAGUUCAUAAAAACCCUGCUCCAACACUCAAGGAACGUUUUUCACUACAGAAGUUUCAACUGGAGCAAGAAAAGUUAGCGUUAUUAUUUGCAGAGAGGGACCCUGACCAUUUAAAUUGCAGAUUCAUUUUUCUUUCAGAUGUCAGAAAUUUCUUGGGGAGACUGGAGGAGGGUUGGGGGGGGUAAGAUUUCCUUAGCUUAGACCUCAGCCUGUGCUGUCUGCCUUGAGCCUAGCCGACCCCAGCUACCCCUUGCCUUGGUGCCUGGGGCUCAGCCUGGAGAGCCUCUUGCAUCCAGGGCUCCAAGCUCAGUGGACAAGGGUGGAUGUUGUCCCACACAACUUCCCCAUCCUUAGUGCAAACUGUAGCAUUUCGGUGGGUGCAACCCUGGCUGGACACACAGUGAAAGAGGGACCUGCUUUACACAGGGGCAACUAAGGCAGAGAGCAGCCUAGGCACAUUUCUUCUUGGUCUUAUUUAUUAUUAUGUGUUAUUUAAACAAGUGUUUUUGUCUGUACUGGGGAUAGGAAGGGACUGUUACUGCCAGAACUUGGAGCCAAGGGCCUGGAGACUUGAGGCUCCAGCACUAACGCAGUGGGCAUUAGGAAGCCCUGGGAAUAAGUACUGUACACAAACUUCUGCUACCUCACUGGGGUCCUGGGGCCAAGGCAGGGACAGUAGACAGGAGCACUCUUGUCUGCCAGCCAGCAGUUGGCCUUCAACCAAGUAAUUUAUUGUUUUUCCUUGUAUUUAAAGUAUUAAAAUAUGUUAUCAAAGAGUUAAUAAUAUAUAGAAUAGCAGCCUAGAACACUGCAUAUGGUAUGUGGGGAUUGGGGGAGGGGUCAUUGAAUUAGUUGUUGCAUUGACUUUGUCAAGUUGGAAGCUGGGAAUAAAGAUGGUUACAAGAGACCUGACGGUUUUUGCCUUUUAUUUUGACCUUUGGGGAUGUUGGCCUG